CAUAUUGAAUUCAACUGCUGAGGCGGUUGGACGUGUGUUGUGUGGGGUUCCGCGUAGUGACAGCCAAACAACGAUUAAAUAACUUUCAGAAACUUUGUGUUUGUUCGUGUGUUAAUUUUUCUAAGUUAUCGAAUUAAACAAUACAGUGGCUCUAUUCAUAUAUCAAUUCAUAAUACAUUUAAGUUAUUUGAAAACCGAUCGAGUGAGUUGAAAUGCAUGCAUUCCAGCGAGACUGUUGAACUUUAUUUUUUUACUUACGGUGUACAUUUUGAUUUUUAUCAGGUAAAAUUCAAUUUGUAGUCAUGUGAAUUUAUGGAUUUAUGAUUUUAUUUAUAAAUAAUUGAUGUGUGUGAUUUACAAAACAGUAGACUGUGUUAUCUGAGUUCGCAUUAUCAUUGACGAGGAUUGCCGAAACUUUCAAGGCUAAAAUUAAUCGAAAAACAACACUAACCAUCCGCCCUCAUAGACGCUUAGGCUGUCACUAACGCCCCCUGGUGGGAUAUUCUGGCAUCUGUGUGAUGUGCCGGCACCAUCACAUGGCAGUGUAUGUGGAAGUCACCUGAGACGCGAAGGCACAAAGUAUGAAGUUCUCAACGGGAUCCAGUUCAAGUAGCUUGGCGAGCGACUCGCUGUCGAGGAAGUCCACUCUGUGCAUAUACACGGAGGUGGACGUGCCAGCGGUGAUGCCGACUUGCGAAAGGAUGGAUAGCAGCUCAGAGGCGAUGGAGCUCCGGCGCGAGUUAGAUGCUGUGAGGAACGCUCUGCAGCAGCAGUCAGAGUCAGUGCUCAAACAGCGGCAUCAGCUCGUCGAAGCCAAUCAAGCCCUCGCGGCUCGGGGCAAAGAGACAGCGCAAGAAAGGAAGCUCAGAAAAGACCAGCUGGCCUUAGUACUACGUUCACUAGUUUUAUUGGAGUCCCGCCUCACCAGAGAACAGAAACAAAUCCACGUCGCGUUGCAACAAAAAGAGAAAAUCAUAAAAUCACAGCAAGAAGAAAUAGCAAAGCUCAAAGCCAGGAAGUCGUACUGCAGUAAUUGCCAACAACUCCUCGGUUUCACGAGUGAACAAACUAACAUUGAGACUGAUCCGGAAUUCCAGAGUUUAGAGAGCACUGAUUCGAGGUUCCAGAACACUUUUGUAAGGAGCUGCAGUUAUCGUGAAAGAAAUUCGCCACCGGUUUUCCAAAAAAAUACUAGGUUAAGUAAGAGCUUCCAGUUGCCGAAGUCUGACGUAGUGUACGGUAAUACUAGUUCCAGUGAGGAAGGUAACAAUGCAAGCCUUAGCAGCAAGGGAACUUUUAUUAAGAAUAAACAAGCUUUUGUAAGGAGAGAUGUGUUCAGACGGUCCAGAAAAUAUUCCGGAAGAAAGAAUAAUAAGUACGCUGAUAAUCUUCAAAAAUGUUACAACAACCAGGUUAAUAAUAGCAGCAGUGCAGAAGAAUGUCUAAGCAUGAGCUACCAAGUAAACCAAGAUGACAAUGAUAUUACGGCAAGCCAAAUAGCGAAUGACAUAAGAAGAGCAUCGUUAAAAAUCGAUCAACUCAUCGGCGAAGCUGCUAAAAAACAACUCGAGAAUAAUACCAGUGACUCCGAAAAAACCUAUUCGACCAAAAUGGAAAGGAUACAUGGUAUAAAAAGACAGGGUUCUGAUGAAAUAAAGGCGAACAGGCAAUUGUUCUUGAACAAUGUUCUUAAUGAUGAGAAGACCGAAAAGCCGUGGUACUGUAACGUCAGUGAUCAGGAACAAGAAACUGACUGUCUGGAGCAAAGCUUGUCUCUGAGCAAUAAAUCAAAGUCGGCCGACGACCUCUUAACUGUUGGCUAUAAUGAUAGGUUACAACCUAUUGCUGAUGUAGUGUCAGCUAAGAACGAAAUUUUAUGCAAUAGUAUGUUGAAACACACUAACAACGAGAUGUUUGGUACUGGAUAUGAUGAUAAAAACAAUAACAUAGAGUCAAGUUUGAACAAGCAAGCAGCAACUGCAGAAAUUAAUGAGAAUUGGUACGCCAGCACAAGUGACGCCGAUGAAUGCCCCACAAAUGAAAUAUACAAGAAUAAUCCAGUAUUGGAAUGUGUCAAUCAAAUAUUAUUACAAAAUUCGUUAGAUGAUAGCAGCAACGAUAAUUCUAAGUCAAGCGAAACGCCUAGCCCUAAGGCUACAACAAAACGCGUUCAAUUCUCAACAUUGAACAGUAUUUCAUAUGAUGAUAAACUGAGACCAAACAAUACUCAAUCAUUACCACGACCUGAUAAAAGACUUAAUAAAAUCGUGAAGUUCAGUUUAGAAACUGCUUCUGAACAUUCCUACGAAGUACCAAAUACUGCACAAGGGUUUCAAUAUGAAGUGCAAAGCAUUUACAGUAAUGAAUACGAGCCUAUUGUUACGAAAUCGACUGAAACUAAACCUGUGCCACUACCGCGCUCAGUUAACUCUAGUGAGAAAUCUAAUGUACCGAAAAUCAGGGGCUCUAUUGUGAAAAACAUCGCUGCCACCAUAGAAAGUCGUCAUAAUAAUAGUAUGUUAGAAAAGAAUGUUGAUAGUGAUUCCGCCACAAUGAAAAUUUUCAAUAAGAGAAAAGUGCCACGAACUCCUCCUGCACUGCCGCCUAAACCAAAGAAUCUUUCAGCUAAAUGGAAGGCUGAAAAUGCCGUCAAGUCGACGACAGAACCGUUAGACUCUGAAGCCGUUGCGGCUAUUCAACGGGUUGCAGACGUUAAGAUGAGAAAAGUGGGACAAGUGGCAACUGUUAACAAUGUAGAACCGGACUACUGCUCCAUUUCAGAGAUAAAUGUUCCAGUAGUCAGCACUUGUAAAAGAGAGUUGCUGCUCACACAGCCAACGGUGGAGAUUCACAAUGAACAGUACCCGAUGCAUGCGAUAGGUCAGAGAAACAGUGUGGCUAAAGUGGUAUCUUUGCCAAGGAUCCAAAACAAGAUCAGCGAUAAAGAUAUACCUAAACUCCCACAAGUCACUGAGAUCAUCAUUCCAGAUGAGGACGAUAAGCCGAAUGAAGAUCAAAAUAUUUCAUUCCAUAAAACCACAGACAGUUACCUAAAUAAUUUCACCAUGCACCCACUGCAACCGAAAUUGGACCCUCGCGCUUCAAUUCAAAUGGGAAAUACAGUGUCUUCUAUUUUGUCUGAGAUUAAUAAAGGCGGAAAGAUAGGCGGAAAGCAGAUUAAUUUAACUGAAUUAGACCACCAGUUUAACCGUGGAGCUGACAAGAUUCAACCUAAUGCGGAGAUACAUAAGGCUGAAUAUUUUGAAGAUAUCGAUAAGUUUGAUUUGUCUCAGAAUUUUGAAGAAUUUAAAAUAGAUGACGAACUCGGCAGUAUUGUUGCUGAGGAAUAUCGUAUAAGCUCUGGUAGCAGCGAUGGUUCUAUGUCUGAUGUUAUUACUGAGCAAGUUACUAGUGUAACCGACAAGGAAAAACAGCACAAUAUUAAAAAUAAUGGCGAAAUCAAAGAUAUCACCCUUGAUAACCAAGAUACAUCAUCGAACAAAGGCUCUUCAAAGAACGCUAAGCUUUCAAACAAACCUGAUCUCCUUUCGAAUAUAGAAAAUUUAGAGACUGAAUCGGUGAGAAAUUCGGAUAUUGAGUCGAGCAACUCGUCUGGCAGCAACAGUGGAUCCUACAAUACUGUCAAAUGCGAACCUAGAAUGGUUUUAAAUAAUCAAGAGAAAACUGCUCCUAAAAUGAAAGGCUCAUUUGACUUCUUUUUGGAGACCUCUGGCCUUAGUUCGAAGUCCAUUUUCACACCCAGCAAGAACUAUCUUAUGAGACCACCGAGCGCAAACCACAAAAACGUCUUGAAGCCAAAAGACGUUAAGAUGAGAGUCAAAAAUUCUUUAACAACGAACAAACUCAACGAAAAACCUAUGACGACUGCUAUUAAAUACUUUGAACCUUAUGUUUAAGUCAUGUGUAUUGCAUAAUGUUUUUGAAUGAAAUGUUAAAAU
Manduca sexta (tobacco hornworm) is the source of this 3959-nucleotide messenger RNA. RefSeq lists its product as uncharacterized. The transcript is spliced from 3 exons. NCBI's taxonomy places the organism in Eukaryota, Metazoa, Arthropoda, Insecta, Lepidoptera, Sphingidae. The record is from RefSeq and is a predicted model, not a curated record. Bases 582 to 3917 code for a protein of 1111 amino acids.